AUGUCGACUGAAAACAAGAAGGAACUGAAGAAGUCCCACAAGAGUGGUGAUGAUAGUGAUUCGAAAUCGACGACCGCACAGCCGGAUAUCGAAGAUUACCAGGAUCCUGGCCGUGCCGAACAUCAUGUCACAACCCCUGGUUCCGGAGCAGACAUCACUCACGAUCUUUUACAGGUGGGAGCUUCAUUCCCGGAUGAGGAAGUGAACAUCGAUCUUAUUUCGAAGACCAAGUGA
Molecule: messenger RNA, 234 nt
Organism: Talaromyces amestolkiae
Lineage: Eukaryota; Fungi; Ascomycota; Eurotiomycetes; Eurotiales; Trichocomaceae
Exons: 3
Coding region: 1-234 (77 amino acids)
Source: RefSeq, a predicted model, not a curated record